AUGGCUCAGAACAUCCUUAUUACUGGCGCUGCCGGCUACGUUGGAGGGUCUGUCCUCGCCGAAUUUAUAUCUCGUACCAAGAGCCCAAUCAAGGCAGCGAACCUGCAUGCUGCAGUUCGCACGGAAGAACAGGUUAAGGCCUUGUCGAAGUUAGGCGUGAAUGUGAUCCAACUCGACCUUAGCGAUGAGGCAUCUGUGAUCACAGCCGUACUUCAGAACGAGAUCGACAUUGCCAUCCACACCGCGAGUUCUGCAGAUUCGAGCCUUUCGUCGAUAACUACCCUUUUUUCCGAAGACGGUGGAUGGACGUAUGGGGAGGUCAAGGACUCUGAUCCGAUAUAUGAAAAAGACAAGCAGAUAGGGAGAUCUCAUCCUGCUCGAGCAACCAAUCUCCUCGUCAUCGAACAGGCCAAAGAGCUAGGCGUUACGAGUUUUAUCGUUCCAGUGCCGCCCACCUAUGGAAGGGGCACCGGCGAAUGGAGGAAGUUGUCAGUAAACAUUCCAGCAUACGUCAGAGUCAGUAUCGCGAAUAAGGUUGUCUAUAAGUUUGACAGGAAUGGCAGCCCACCAGCACUGCAUAUAUCGGACUUGGUAACAAUUUACGCGUUAAUCGUCGAAAAGAUCCUGCAGAAAGAGCCCAUCCCAAGCGGUGAAGAGGGCUACUAUUUCGCGGCAGUCCAUAGGGCGCCCUGGUGGGAGAUCAUGCAACUUCUCGCUGACGGAUUAUACGCGCGUGGGUUGGUGAAGGAGCCCAAGGUACAAGUUUGGCCCAGCUACGACGAGGCCGCGGAUCAGCUAGGGCUCCCACGGCUGUACGUACGGGCUAUCGGGACCUCUAGCGGAGAUCUUGUUCCUGUGCAUCCGUACCAACUCGGAUGGAAGCCGCAAUGGGACCAGAAGAGGUUUCUGGAGAGUAUGGACGACGAGAUCCAGGCCGUGCUAGAUCUUGAUACAGUCAAGCCUACCCUCUUUGAUUCGCUAUAGACUUUCCCCAGCAAGGUAGCAGGCGCUGAAACAUUACCAUUAUUGGUUCGAUGUAACGAU
This is a messenger RNA of Annulohypoxylon maeteangense, 1044 nucleotides long. Its product is annotated as NAD(P)-binding protein. Lineage: Eukaryota; Fungi; Ascomycota; Sordariomycetes; Xylariales; Hypoxylaceae. The transcript has 8 exons. Bases 1 to 984 code for a protein of 327 amino acids. The record is from RefSeq and is a predicted model, not a curated record.